This is a messenger RNA of Grammomys surdaster, 985 nucleotides long. It is a transcript of the gene Ube2t, whose product is annotated as ubiquitin conjugating enzyme E2 T. Lineage: Eukaryota; Metazoa; Chordata; Mammalia; Rodentia; Muridae. The record is from RefSeq and is a predicted model, not a curated record. Gene Ontology annotation, biological process: protein polyubiquitination; DNA damage response. The transcript has 7 exons. Bases 154 to 768 code for a protein of 204 amino acids. Gene Ontology annotation, molecular function: ubiquitin conjugating enzyme activity. Gene Ontology annotation, cellular component: nucleus.
UCUGCUGGAGUAGAGCGGACGCGCGCUGUGGUAAUCCGGGCUGCUGAGGAGUGCUGCGGGUGCUACCCGAGCGAGCGUACCCGAGGUCACAUACAGCCCCGCGAGCCCUGAGUGUGGAGCAGUGACUGUUUAUGGUUCCUUUCACGUGAGAUCAUGCAGAGAGCCUCACGUCUGAAGAAAGAACUGCACAUGCUAGCCAUUGAACCUCCCCCAGGCAUCACGUGCUGGCAGGAAAAGGACCAAGUGGAUGAUUUGCGAGCUCAAAUACUAGGUGGAGCCAAUACGCCUUAUGAGAAAGGUGUUUUCACGCUGGAAGUUAUCAUUCCUGAGAGGUACCCAUUUGAACCUCCACAGAUUCGAUUUCUGACUCCAAUCUAUCAUCCAAACAUUGAUUCUAGUGGAAGAAUUUGUCUAGAUAUUCUCAAAUUGCCACCAAAGGGUGCAUGGAGACCAUCCCUCAACAUUGCCACUGUAUUGACCUCCAUUCAGCUGCUCAUGGCAGAGCCCAAUCCAGAUGACCCACUAAUGGCGGACAUUUCUUCAGAAUUUAAAUAUAACAAGAUAGCUUUUCUCAAGAAAGCCAGGCAGUGGACAGAGACUCAUGCAAGACAGAAACCAAAGGCUGAUGAAGAGGAGCUAGGCACCUCAUCAGAGGUUGGUGACUCUGAGAAAAGCCACUCCACACAGAAAAGGAAGGCCAGGCCACUAGGAGGAAUGGAAAAGAAGUUUUCCCCUGACGUUCAGAGAGUCUGUCCUGGUCCCUCUUAGUUACUAGCAGUCUGUGUCAAGGUGGUCUCUUUUGCUUGCUUCUUUUAAAUGUUUUUCUUUGUGUUUGAUGACAAAUGUUUGUAUCCUUACAAAAGACCUUGUAUGUUUACGAAUUCUGCCAUGCAGCGAUUCUUUAAGGAUACUUUGUUUUGUUUAUCUUGUACAUAUGUAUUUAGAAAACUUUUAAACUUGAAAAAUAAAUAAUACUUAAUGUUAA